GCUCCACGUGCUGCCGUGGAGGAAGUCAUCCGUGAGUUGUUUUGGAUUUUGCUCACACCACGUGGAGAUAGUGGGUCCACAUAUGUCCACAGUUUGAGUCCAGUUUCGGUGACACUCAGUGAACAGUCCUCUCGUGUUCGUCCGUGGAUCCGUUCGACAUGUCAGCCGGAAGUCAGACCACGAGGAGCCGCGACAUCCCGGCUGUCAGGCGCGUGGCCAUCCACGAUGCAGCUCACAUGCCCCAGGACUACUCCACGACCCCCGGGGGGACCCUGUUCAGCACCACGCCAGGAGGAACCAGGAUCAUCUAUGACAGGAAGUUCCUGCUCCAGUGCCGGACGUCUCCUCUGACCCGGACUCCCCCGAACCUGCCCGACAUCCCAGGAGUCACCAGGCCGCUCAAACCGGAUGCAAACCAGCGUGAAGAGAUGCCCGGCAACAACAACACUGCCACCGCCACCACCAACCACAGCCCUCAUGAAGAGGAGAGCACAGGAGACGAUGCCCAGUUUGAGAUGGACAUCUGAAGAACUGCCGCUAGGGAUGAAAAGAACUCCUCACAUUUUCACUGCUGGUUGUUUACGUAGUCGUACUAAACUGUAACUGUUCAGAGAUGUGAAAAACAGUAUUUUUUAAUACUGUCAAAUCUUAGUUAAAAUGCAGCACUAAUUGAUGCAUAAUUUGUCUUCCCUUGGAUGGACAUGUGGACAUGUUCAGCAAGUCUUCAUCAAACCAAGCCAUUAUUAUUUUUUAAAUAAUUUCUUAUUUUUACUCAAAUAAAAUAUAAAUACUGUGAUAUUUAUAGUUUUAAACACAAAGAAAUAACAGUAUUUUGGACUGUUUUGUGUCAUUAGAGGGUGUUUUUUUUGUCCGUCUUUACUUGCCUAUCUUUGGUGGGAUGGUUUUGUGUUGGUUUGUUUGAUGAUGUAAAGCAAUAAUUUAGCAAUAAUCUGUUUUAACUUGUGCAACAGUUUUGUAAGGACUAAUUAUAACCACAAUUAACUUCUACUUUUAGUGGAUAUGUUUCCUUUCUGACUUACUGGACUUUACUGUUUGCAACUUGAAUAAAAACACUAUCUUGUAA
This is a messenger RNA of Sphaeramia orbicularis (orbiculate cardinalfish), 1084 nucleotides long. Its product is annotated as eukaryotic translation initiation factor 4E-binding protein 1-like. NCBI's taxonomy places the organism in Eukaryota, Metazoa, Chordata, Actinopteri, Kurtiformes, Apogonidae. Bases 159 to 527 code for a protein of 122 amino acids. The transcript has 3 exons. Gene Ontology annotation, molecular function: eukaryotic initiation factor 4E binding. The record is from RefSeq and is a predicted model, not a curated record. Gene Ontology annotation, cellular component: cytoplasm. Gene Ontology annotation, biological process: negative regulation of translational initiation.